GCAUGUGCGAAGAAAAGGAAGAAAACGAGGGUUAGGGUUUUAGAUCGGUCUUCAUUUUCCACACUGCUCCGACGAAAAAAAGGGCAAACAAAAAUCUGCAAAAAAAUGUUUCCGGGAAUGUUUAUGCGGAAGCCAGACAAAGCGGCGGCGCUGAAGCAGCUGAGGAGCCACGCGGCAAUGUUCGGAGCUUGGGUCGCCGUUAUUCGGGUCGCCCCGUACAUUCUCCACUACCUCUCCGAUCAAACUGAGGAACUCAAGCUCGAACUCUGAUUAUCAUCGCCGCCCUGAUUUUACCUCAGGAAGGAGAGGAAGAGAGUCGCAAGUUACAUUUCUCUUGUAUGUUCUCGUUUUUUCUUCCGUAUCUUUUGAAUCAUAUUCCCAUGUAGUUGCUCAACUAUUUGAGAUCAUACUAGUUCGAAAAUUCUUCUUUUACUCGGGUUCCGAUUCUAUUUGCAUUAACUGUACUUGCCGUUCUAUUUUGUUAAUAACGCAGAGCAAUCAUGUUUGGACUA
This is a messenger RNA of Erythranthe guttata (spotted monkey flower), 512 nucleotides long. The record is from RefSeq and is a predicted model, not a curated record. NCBI's taxonomy places the organism in Eukaryota, Viridiplantae, Streptophyta, Magnoliopsida, Lamiales, Phrymaceae.